This is a messenger RNA of Botrytis cinerea B05.10, 1439 nucleotides long. RefSeq lists its product as hypothetical. Lineage: Eukaryota; Fungi; Ascomycota; Leotiomycetes; Helotiales; Sclerotiniaceae. The record is from RefSeq and is a predicted model, not a curated record. The transcript is spliced from 3 exons. Bases 135 to 1067 code for a protein of 310 amino acids.
GUCUAUGAUAAGGGCCCCAUUGGUGUCACAAUGAGGGGUAAAUGGAUGUAACCUCGCAUUAUACUUUCGCGUUGGGAAUUUAAUUGACAACACGUUCGUUCCACAUCAACUCUCCAAACUCUCUUAAUUUCAAGAUGGCCGAAGUCUACAAGUUGCCUGGUCAUAAAGUCGACGUCAAGCUCCUUGUCUUCGACCAUGAGAUUCAUUGCCAUUCGCUGAUGUUGAAGCUUGGUUCGGCUUACUUCAGAAAAUUUCUCGACUCAGCAGACAAAACCUCCGCUUCUGCGAAUGCAACCUUCAAAUAUGAAUACGUUACCAUUCAAGAUACUCCUGAUGGUGUUCCAUACCUCGAAGUUGCAUACAAGGUUGAGGGCAGAGGCGAUAAGCCUACCAGCGGGGGAUUUGAUCAUUGGUACAUUGCUGUUAAACAUAUGACUGAUUGUAUGUACGGGAAGUCCUUCGCACUCGACAGUUUUCACGAUAUCGACUACUUGGCCAAAGUUGCAGACUUUUAUGGUGCGCUGCCAGUAGUUUCAAGAACAUUAGAUGCAGUAUUUUUCCGAAGCCCAAAAUUCGUCGAGCAAAUACCCGAUAAUGCUGGUUCUCUUUUAAAGAUUGCCUACAAACUCAGAAAUCGAACUCUGUACAAAGAAUGCAUGAUUCAUGUUGCUGGUCGGUGGAAAAACGACCCUUGCAUAUCAGAAGAUGAUAUGGAUCUUCGCAUCCGAGUUCUCGUUGCAUAUGGACGGGUUUGCGACAAACUUGUUACAGCAAAUUAUGAAUUGAUGAAAUUGAUUGUAAAAUUUCGCUUAGAUCAUAGGAUUCAUUCUGAGCUACGUAAUAUCACGAUCAACUAUUCAUCGUCACUCGCCGUUCAUUAUCGAAUGAUCUAUGACAACCACUAUAGUGCUGAAAUCGACCAGACUAUAGCUAAGGUAUUGUCUAGCCAUCUAAUCCUUGAUCCUUCUAAACUUGGAGCCGGUCAAGGGAAGUUCAAAGGCUAUUUUCUUUGCGCGGAAAUCACAGACAAAGAACUCCCAUGGGAUGAGGAGGGAGAAGAAUGGUAGAGCCUAAGAUUCCAGUAGUCGCAAUGGGCUUUCAAGCUUACUACUUUCACAAUUUCUGGAUUCCGGUGUCAGAUGAGAAUUUUCAAAGCUCGGUACGGCUUUUACCACGAUAUUUCAAUUGUUUCUUUCUCCAAAAACUUUGUGCAGUAGUUUAUGAACGGCGGCUAGCUACUCAAAUACUGUAACGGCAGGAUGGAAGUGGUACCUAGGCUAGUGACUUUUCACAUAAGAGUUUUGCGAUUGCAGUUCGGGGCCCUCCACAGACAAUAUUCUGCUCUUCCAAAAUAAUUCCGAUACGUAUUACAUGGUUUCAAAAUCACUUAUGUUAAUAGUGGAGAAUUGCAUAGAAAUUAACGGUGUAUGAGUUUUACA